Messenger RNA from Drosophila ficusphila, 642 nucleotides. RefSeq names its product NADH dehydrogenase [ubiquinone] 1 alpha subcomplex subunit 7 (gene ND-B14.5AL). Lineage: Eukaryota; Metazoa; Arthropoda; Insecta; Diptera; Drosophilidae. The transcript has a single exon. Gene Ontology annotation, cellular component: mitochondrial inner membrane. The record is from RefSeq and is a predicted model, not a curated record. The coding region runs from base 53 to 493 and encodes 146 amino acids. Gene Ontology annotation, biological process: ATP synthesis coupled electron transport; mitochondrial electron transport, NADH to ubiquinone.
UCCCAGUCACUGUCUAGAUUUUGAACUGCUCGAGCAGCCCCACAAAUCGGAGAUGCCUCCAAAGCCCCCGAAGCCCAAGCACCGCGACGUGGCAGGGUUCCUGAGCCGCGUCCGCAACUUCUUCCUGGGCCGCACCCACAAGACGGCCCUGCGAUUCGCGGACACGGUCUCCCCGCGGACGCAGCCGCCUCCGGACAUUCCCCAGGGUCCAGGGUCGAGCCUGUCCGCCAACUACUACUACACAAGGGAUCCCCGGCGACUGGUCAAACCCUCCGUCGACUUGAUCCAGGAACACAAGAUGCAGAUGCUGGCCAAGCAGAAGGCAGCAGAGGCAGCCAAAAGUGCUCAGGCCAAGUCCGGGGAAGGAUCAAAGGAUGGAGGCCCUCCCCCUCCCUUAACUCCCGACCCCGAUACGAAGGACUGCGAUCAGAAGGAGGAUGUCAAACCACUCCCGACUCCGGGGAAGGUGCAUUCCUGGGAGGGCCCUCGUUAACCAAGCUUCUAGUUCUGUGUUACCAUCCCAUUGAGAUGAUUAAAGUGUUAACUGUCCCACUGCGAAUGUGAUUUGCAGCUAUUUACGAGCUUGAGCAGAGCAAUUAAAUAAAAGACUCGCAGUCGAGUCAAUGCAGAAGGUCGUAAAAA